AUGAAAACGGCGUCCCCAGUAAAAGGCCCUGAUAUGAAGCUUCUUGCACCUCUGACUGCCGCCCUUUUAGAGCUCAUCCUGCUGCGGACGGCGGCUGGGGCCAUCGCGCAGCAGAGGCCCCUGGAUGCCCUCUCGCUCCCGCUGCGCCGGUUGAGACCAGUCACAAGCUCCGCCGCGGCCGGCAAACUCGCCGUGCCCGAGGACACGCCCCAGAAAUACUUUUCCGAGGCCGGCAGCACCAUGUCUCUGGUCCACUACGACUCCCGGUUCUUCAAGCAGGUCAUCAGCUACGGAGACCACCGUGUCGUCCUCCACCAUCUCACCCGCAGCUUUCUGGUCAUGAUGGAAAAGUACGAGCAGACCUCUUGGCUCGCCCACGGCAGCCUGCUCGGCUGGUGGUGGAACGGCCGCGUCAUGCCGUGGGACUUUGACGUCGACGUCCAGAUGACCGACGCCACCCUGGAAUGGCUGGGCGUCCAUCUCAACCAGACGGAGCAUGCGUACUGGUACACAACCGCCAGCGGCGAGAGGGUCGCAAAGAAAUAUCUCCUGGACGUCAACCCGCACUUCAAAGCCCCCGAUGCGGGGAAAUACCUAGCCAACAUGAUUGACGGGCGGUGGAUCGACAUGGACAACGGCAUGUUCAUCGACAUCACGGCGCUGCGGCAGCGAGACCCGCAGAGGCCGGGGGAGUGGAGCUGCAAGAACCAUCACAGGUACGCCGAAAACGACAUUUGGCCGUUGCAGGCGACGACGUUUGAGGGCACGAGGACGUUUGCUCCGUGGAACGUCAACAAAAUCUUGGCCCAGGAGUAUGGGGAGGCGUGUCUCACCAAGCUUGAGCACGAGGGACAUUACUGGAGUGACAGCGAGAAGGAGUGGGUGAUAAAUGGCGGAUCUGAAGCAAGAUGA
Ustilaginoidea virens is the source of this 912-nucleotide messenger RNA. RefSeq lists its product as uncharacterized. Bases 1 to 912 code for a protein of 303 amino acids. Lineage: Eukaryota; Fungi; Ascomycota; Sordariomycetes; Hypocreales; Clavicipitaceae. The transcript has 2 exons. The record is from RefSeq and is a predicted model, not a curated record.